Octodon degus (degu) is the source of this 1111-nucleotide messenger RNA. RefSeq lists its product as uncharacterized. The record is from RefSeq and is a predicted model, not a curated record. The transcript is spliced from 2 exons. Lineage: Eukaryota; Metazoa; Chordata; Mammalia; Rodentia; Octodontidae. Bases 299 to 1102 code for a protein of 267 amino acids.
CCUCGUUCCCACCCCCACUCCAAGAAGCCGAAACGGUGGGUUUAGGGGAAGCUUCCCAGCCCGGUAGGUAGGAGCUGCAGUAACAAGGUUAUCAGUUCCACGACAGGUCUGAUCAGAGGUCGGGUCGCCUCCCUCCUCUCCGCCCUGGGCGGAGGCCCCCACCCUACCUGAUCUGGAACCAGUGCCUUUGCCUCUGGGGUGGGGGCGUUUCACGGUUUGUUUUACAAAUUCACCCCCGACUUCUGGCGAGAUAAAUGCCCCGGUGGAGAAAGAACUGAGGCUCCGAAAGAUAAGUGCGAUGCCUGGAGCAGAUACAGGCUGGCGCGCCCCCCUCCAGCUCGCCCACCCCUUGCCCGCAGCGCCACACCGUGCCGGCCCCCGAGGUGAAGGCAGUGGCGUGGAAUGGACAGGCCAGGACCUCUUCGGUCGCUGCAAUCACUUUGUCCAGAGCCUCUACUCUCCCCUCUACACCCUCACAGACAUCCGGGUGGAAUACCGGGAGCCCGCAUCCACACGAAAGAUGAGAUAUAAAAGGCACUCGACCUGUGAUAACCACGCCUAUGCAGCCACACAAUUGGUCCGAAAGCGUCAAAGAGCCAAUCAAGAGGCCUCCGGCUCUCCGCAGCCCACAGCGCAGCCCGACCUUCUAGAGCCGCCGAGCAGACGCCGGGGGAAUUCUAGAGGCGGAGGAGGGUGGCGAGGAGCUCGCGCUCGCCUCUCCGCGCCCUCCCUCGCGCCCUCCCUCUCCUCGCCUGCUCCGGCUCCUUCUCGUUCCCUCUCCCUCUGCUCUCUUCCGUCCUUUGCGUCUCUCCGUUCUCGAUCCUCCCUGCCCCGCGCGCCCGGACGCAGAUUUCGGAAGCGAAAUCGCUCACGGUUUCAGACAAGGCAGAGAGAGACAGGAGACCCGGCAGAGGCGCGCGGCAAGAUUGGGAUUGCAACCGAGACGCCUUCUCCGCAGCUCCGAGCGGAGGAAGGAGGAGGAGGGCGGACGGAAGCCAGUUUGCAUGCAGUUCAAGUUUUGAUAGCGCUGGCUGGAAGGGGCUUAAAUCCGCUUAUGUUGUUGUUUUUCUUAAAGGAGAGAGUUUUUCUGCUCUCUUACUAAAGCCGAGUC